AUGUCGACCCGCGUCAUCCGUGCCUGCGACGGCUGCCGCGUCCGCAAGGUCCGCUGCAACGGUGAGCAGCCCUGCUCCCAGUGCGCCCACCUCAACCUCGCCUGCAAGUUUGCGCCCCCGCCGGCCAAGCGCAAGCCCGGCGUUCGCGGGCGCCUCGUCGCGCAGCUUCGCAAUAGCCAGCAGGCCGCCCAGCAAGACCACCACCACCACCACUCCCAGCCCAACAGUAGCAACAGCAGCAAGACCUCGCCGGCCACAACGUCAACAUCCGUCCCCUCGAGCAGCAGCCCGCCUAGCGACACCUCCCCGCCCGCCGUCACCUCCAUCGCCGGCAUCGUCAACGCGGACCCCUCCUACGCCGAUACCGCCCUCUCCUCCCUCCCCGCGACACCAUCACCCAUCGCAUCUUCCCACAAUGCCGCCUGGCCGCACCAUACAGUCGACUACUUCCUCAGCUACCUCGCGCUGUACGAUGAGCACAUCUACCCCGUCAACCCGGUGCUCACCUGCGCCGAGAUACGCGCCGCCAUCCGCAACAUGGACGCCGAUCUCGAGGACCGCGCCCUCGUCUACGCUUUCGCUGCCAUCACCAUCAACCUCACCCAGACCCUCUUCACCUCGGCCACCGACACCCUCACCGAGAUCGCCACCCUCAUGAACCUCAGCAUGCAGGUCCACCGCCAGGCCGAGACGCGGCGCGACAACAGCACCGCCUGGACGAGCCCCGACGCAGGGCCCUCGGCCGCCAGCGUCAAGUUUGGCGAGCUCCCCGUCACCUUUCGCCGCAUCAUGACGUGCGUCUUUCUCGAGAUAUGCAUGAUGGCGUUUAAGCGCUGGGACCGCAGCCUCAUGCUCCUCCGCGAGGCCAUCACCAUGAUCCAGGUUCUCAACGUCCACCAGUACGACGCCGAGAUCCCCUUUGACGGCCUCCACAUCGAAGAUUUUGACAGCAUGCCCAAUUACCCAAAUGCCGCCGAGGCCACCAUUCACACCGAGAUGCGGCCCCGCGACGUCUUCCGCCUGCGCCGCGUCUACUGGGAGGUCUUCAUCCACGAGCGCUUCCUCGCCACCGUCACCGGCUUCCCCUGCGUGCAGCACGCCCUCGCCGCCGUGCCGCUCCACGACCCGACUAUCCCACCGCACGUCGAUCUCGGCUUCAGCCGGCUCGUCAAUCUCUUCCGCGUCCUCGACGGGCCGUUCCUCGCGCACUGGACCGCCCACAAGGACCCGUCGCUGCUCCAGCCGCCGCUCGGCGCCGCCGCCCACCUCCCCGAGAAGAUGACGGCGCACUGGAUCGAGAGCAAGCAGAGCGAGCUCGACCGCGACGAGGAGGGCGCCGCCCUCACCGAGCAGCGCCUCGCGCACGCCGGCCGCGGCGGCCGCUUCACCGAGGUCCAGCACGUCGACCUCUUCGUCACGCGCGUCUGGCUGCGCACCCUUGUCUGGCAGUUUGCCCUGCACCACGGCCUCUUGCGCUCCGCCCCGCCCCGCGACACCCACGAGGGCAUGUCGCUGCACUUUCCCGCGCAGCGCCUCUCCAGCCAGCUGCGCGCGCUCGUCGCCCGCCUCGAGAACCUGUCCAGCAUCGUCACCCACGGCAGCGGCAUCUUGCAGAAGCUCUUCGAGAUCACCUCCACCGUCGCCGACGUCCUCGCCCUGCCCAUGGGCCCCGGCCAGACCGAGGAGGAGGCGCGCGCGCGGCUCGAGGACUUCGAGUUCAUGGUCCGCUUCCUUUUUAGCUUUGAGCGCAUCGAGAAGACGCAGCGCGACUACCUCCGCGAGAAGCUAGGCGUGCUGGGGCAGCAGUAUACUAUUGUCGACUUUGCCAAGUUGGCAGGCGAGAGCCCCAACGCAUGA
Messenger RNA from Akanthomyces muscarius, 1857 nucleotides. RefSeq lists its product as uncharacterized. Gene Ontology annotation, molecular function: zinc ion binding; DNA-binding transcription factor activity, RNA polymerase II-specific. NCBI's taxonomy places the organism in Eukaryota, Fungi, Ascomycota, Sordariomycetes, Hypocreales, Cordycipitaceae. The coding region runs from base 1 to 1857 and encodes 618 amino acids. Gene Ontology annotation, biological process: regulation of DNA-templated transcription. The record is from RefSeq and is a predicted model, not a curated record. The transcript has a single exon.